Molecule: messenger RNA, 3063 nt
Organism: Punica granatum (pomegranate)
Lineage: Eukaryota; Viridiplantae; Streptophyta; Magnoliopsida; Myrtales; Lythraceae
Source: RefSeq, a predicted model, not a curated record
UUGGACUGUGUAUCCUCAGCCCGACCAUCAAUGGAAACGUAAACUUCAAACCUUCCGAUAUCGGACCCAGCGAAGAAGUGAAGAAGAAAGAACAAUCCACACUCUUCUCUUCACUACCCUCUCUCUCUCUCUCUGGCUUGGCUUCCAUAUUUCUAGGCUCCAUCGAAAGGUCUGCUGCUGUGCUGGCAGGGGAUCGUGCGUUGCUUUUCCUGGGGAAGAAGGAAGCAGAAGAUGGAUGGAGGAGGAAUAUUUUCCAUCUGUGGGUUUUGAUUGAUUGAAGCUCGAAGCUAUCCGAACUCCCCCUGUUCCAUCUUUCGGAUCCGUAAACCCAGCUCUUGCUCUCUGUGGAAGGCAUUUCCUCGGACUGCGCCGGCAAAAAGGAUCAGCUAAAAAUUGAAGCUUUUGACCUUCCAGGGUGAAGUGUGGUGGCCCUUUCUGUGGGAUUAGAUGGCGACCCUCGGAGAUAUCGGGCUCUCCGCGGCCUUCAACAUUGGCAGUGCGUUCGCCUUUCUCAUAGCGUUUGCCAUCUUGAGGCUCCAGCCCUUCAACGACAGGGUUUAUUUCCCGAAAUGGUACCUCAAGGGCUUGCGCCCGACUCAUGGAGGAGCCUUUGUGAAAAAGUUUGUCAACUUGGACCUUCGAGCGUAUCUCAAGUUCUUGCAGUGGAUGCCUGAUGCGCUUAAAAUGCCCGAGCCCGAGCUUAUUGACCACGCAGGAUUGGAUUCUGCUGUCUAUCUCCGCAUCUACUUGAUGGGACUUAAAAUCUUUGUUCCGAUAGCUUUCCUUGCAUGGACGAUUCUGGUACCGGUUAAUUGGACAAAUGGUACUCUUGCUGCAGCUGCCAAGAUCGCAAAUAUAACUGCCAGUGAUAUUGACAAGCUUUCCAUCUCAAACAUACCAUUGGGGUCGCAGAGGUUUUGGGCACAUAUUGUGAUGGCUUAUGGGUUUACCUUUUGGACAUGCUAUGUGUUGCAAAAGGAGUAUGAGAAAGUUGCCAAUAUGAGGUUUCACUUUCUUCAAGCAGAAAGAAGACGUCCUGAUCAAUUUACGGUCCUUGUGAGAAAUGUCCCACCAGACCCAGAUGAAUCGGUUGGUGAGCUUGUGGAGCAUUUUUUCCUGGUCAAUCACCCCGAUCACUAUCUCACUAAUCAGGUGGUUUAUAAUGCAAACAAGCUUGCGAGUUUGGUCAAGAAGAAGAAGAAACUGCAGAACUGGCGUGACUAUUACCAGCUCAAAUUUUCUAGAAAGCGCACGGAUAGGCCCUUAAUGAAGACGGGUUUUCUCGGGCUUUGGGGUACGAAAGUGGAUGCAAUUGAUCAUUAUACUUCUGAAAUUGAGAAAGUAUCCAGAGAAAUAGUCGAAGAGAGAGAGAAAGUGGCGAACGACCCCAAGUCUAUCAUGCCUGCAUCGUUUGUGUCCUUUAAGACUCGAUGGGCAGCAGCAGUUUGUGCACAAACUCAACAGUCCAGAAACCCGACUUUGUGGCUCACUGAUUGGGCUCCGGAGCCACGAGAUGUUUAUUGGCCAAAUCUCGCGAUUCCUUAUGUCUCACUUACUGUUAGGAGGCUGAUUAUAGGGGUGGCGUUCUUCUUCCUUACUUUCUUCUUCAUGAUUCCCAUUACGCUCGUUCAGUCUCUUGCGAGCAUCGAGGGUAUCGAGAAAGUGGUUCCAUUUCUCAAACCGGUCAUUGAAGUCAAAUUUAUUAAGGCAUUCAUUGCUGGUGUUCUCCCGGGGCUUGCCUUGAAGCUCUUUCUCGUAUUCCUACCCACAAUAUUGAUGAUAAUGUCUAAAUUUGAAGGCUUCAUAUCUCUUUCAUCUCUGGAGAGGAGAGGGGCUGCUCGUUAUUAUCUUUUCAAUCUUGUGAACACUUUCCUCUGCAGUGUCAUUGUGGGUUCGGCGCUGACACAACUGAAAUCCUUCAUCCAUCAGUCUCCAAACCAGAUUCCGAGGACUAUUGGGGUGGCUAUCCCACAGAGGGCAACUUUCUUCAUAACUUACAUCAUGGUUGAUGGUUGGGCGGGAGUAGCUAUGGAGAUCUUACGAAUAAAGCCUCUGAUAAUCUUCCACUUGAAGAACUUCUUCCUUGUGAAAACCGAGAAGGACCGCGAGGAGGCUAUGGACCCAGGAAGCAUCGGCUUCAAUACUGGAGAGCCUCAGAUCCAGCUCUAUUUCCUCUUGGGCCUUGUGUAUGCUGCCGUGACCCCUGUUUUGCUCCCUUUCAUACUGGUCUUCUUUGCCCUCGCUUAUGUGGUGUUCCGUCAUCAGGUCAUAAAUGUCUACAAUCAGGAGUAUGAAAGUGGUGCGGCAUUUUGGCCUGAUGUGCACGGACGUAUUAUUACGGCACUGGUCAUAUCUCAGUUGCUUCUGAUGGGAUUGUUGGCAACGAAGGAAGCUGCUCAGUCGACUCCAUUCCUCAUAGCUCUACCUGUCCUCACACUCUACUUCCACCAAUACUGCAAAGGCCGUUAUGAACCUGCCUUCAUUCGGUACCCCUUAGAGGAGGCUAUGAUGAAGGAUACCCUGGAGCGGGCGAGGGAGCCAAACCUGAACCUGAAGAGUUAUCUUCAGAGCGCAUACCUCCACCCAGUCUUCAAAGCCGAAGAUGAUGACGAGAGCAUGGAGAUGGACGAGACUGAGAAGUGGGAGAACGAAAGCGUCCUUGUUCCCACGAAACGGUCCUCCCGGCUGAACACUCCUCUGGCCAGCAAGAUGGGGUCCUCACCGCCCUCACAGUAUGAGAAUGAUAGAGCCUCGAACUUGUAGUUUCAAGUAGCUGUACGCUAGGCCCGCGAAGGGGGAAGAAUUCGUCCCCGCGAAGGACAAUCUGGGUGUAAAUUAAGCAUGAAAGUUGUGGAAGCAUGAACAUAAACAUAUAGUCAUUGUAAAGCGAGUGUGUAAGAGGGAAAAUUAGACACUUCUGGGGUUUAUUGUUAUUUUUACCUGCAUAGGGAUAUCUGGUUUUGGUUAGUUCUGAUAAAUCUUUUGAUGUUAUUUUUUCUUUCGAUUAUAAAAGAAUUUAUGGAUCCAAUACAAAGAAAUAAAGAGUAUUAAUAAAGGUACGAA